AUGUCAGUAGACGCUAAGACAACUUAUAAGAUUAAAAAGUAUUUACAAAACAAUAUGGGUAUAGUUCUUCCUUUUGAUAAGAGAGAACAUCAUGAAGAUUUGGACUUACCCGUAGGUGUUAUUCAAACGGUUAUGAAGAAGUUUAUUUCUUUUAAAAUGGUUGAAUGUUAUGGUAAUUGGAGACAUGCUUGGUAUUUCUUAACUGAAAGUGGACAUAAAACUUUGACAGAGGAAAUUGGUUUACCAGAAGAGGCUCGUAUUAGAGAAGAGAACGUAAUUAAAAAUUAA
Messenger RNA from Hepatospora eriocheir, 288 nucleotides. The record is from the annotation of a GenBank genome assembly. Lineage: Eukaryota; Fungi; Microsporidia; Hepatosporidae.